AUGGUCCCUCUUCCCCUCUUCAAGCUUGCCGCACUGUUUGUGCGGCACGUUUCCAAAUAUGGCGCGAAUCAAAUAAAGGCUCAGGCCCACGACCACCCCCGGUUUCGAGCGUUUGCGGCCCGAUAUGGCCAGUCUAUACACCAAUUGAACAUGAAGAUGUCGGUCGCCCUAUUACGGAACCCUGAUGCGGAGAGACGUGCCAAGGAGCGCGCCGAAGCACCCACCGUCCUGACGGAGGAACAGCUGAAGCGGGAGGAGGAGCGCAAGGAGAAGGUUGGCCCCGAUGCAGCAAAGAAGCAGGUGCCUUUCCAGAACGUGUGGCGACGCAAAUUCCGACCUCUCCCGGAGGCCAAGGCCGUCGAUCUCUUUGCCGAUGUCAUUGGUGACACGUUCAUUCUGUCUGUGGCUGGUGCCUUGAUCGUGUAUGAGUAUUGGAAAUCGACACAGAAGCCGGAUACGACCAAGGAACGCUUUGAAGAGCUCGAUCAGAGGUUCGAAGAGCUUAAGAGGAAAGAGGAGGAGCUGGAAGCUGCCGAGGAGAAACAGCGACAGCGGUUCGACAGCUUGGAGGAGGUAUUGCGGGCAUUGAAGGAUCCCAAAACGAAGCAGCCAGUGAUCCCAGGUCUGCAGAUCUCAUGA
Ilyonectria robusta is the source of this 639-nucleotide messenger RNA. Its product is annotated as OPA3 domain protein. The record is from RefSeq and is a predicted model, not a curated record. The coding region runs from base 1 to 639 and encodes 212 amino acids. Gene Ontology annotation, cellular component: mitochondrion. Gene Ontology annotation, biological process: regulation of lipid metabolic process. Lineage: Eukaryota; Fungi; Ascomycota; Sordariomycetes; Hypocreales; Nectriaceae. The transcript is spliced from 2 exons.